CCCAAAACCUCUCAGCCCAUUUUGAAAUCACACUGGUUUUGGUUACUCUUGGUAGCCAUAGGAGGCAUUGUUGCAAAACCACUACUUGCUCAGUUGGAAAACUCAAAUCUCUUAGCUUCCUCGCUGAAUCUUGCAUACCCAUUUACUCAGUUUUCUUUGAGAUUAACAGAUGGCUUUGAGGCGCUUCCUUGGGUUCUCAGAUGGUGAGCUGAUGAGGUCAGAUGCUAAACCUUGUUCCAGACUAAUGAGGCAGACAGCUGGAAUUUUUACUGUUGGAGGAGCGUUAGGAUUCUGGGUUCUCUGUAGGUUGCACUAUGGUCCUAGAAUUACAGUUCCUAGGAGCCUUCGCUGGGCUACUUGUGGAGCUAUUUCUGUGAGUUCAACCACUGCUCUCCUGGUCCGCCUUUUCAGUCCUGAAUGUGAACCCCAGAAUAUAGCUGCUUAUGACAAAAUAAAUUAGUGAUACAUUACUAUUAAUGUUGAAACUAUCAUGUAUUAAAUGAGCCCAUCUAUCCUUCUUUUGUGGAGACAUAGAUCCUAUUGCAGUUUUCCUUUGUUGACCACCAAAAACUUGUUGAUGUGGAUAUGGUGCCUUUGUGUAUAACUUGAUGUGCACUUCAUCCUGAGAAUGCUUUGCAGAAAAGUUAGCCUUGUCUGAGGAUUUGUUGUCCUUGAUUUAGCAUGGUCAUGAAAAUUGAUUAUGCUUCUUGUGAGUUGGUUUCCAUCAUUAAUCUGUAGCAACAUUAUGUCUGUCUAUAUACUUAUGAGUUUUGAUUAUAAAUACAUGCUCAUUCUGAGAAUUAAAUUGUAUCA
Messenger RNA from Manihot esculenta (cassava), 813 nucleotides. RefSeq lists its product as uncharacterized. The transcript has 3 exons. Lineage: Eukaryota; Viridiplantae; Streptophyta; Magnoliopsida; Malpighiales; Euphorbiaceae. The coding region runs from base 170 to 460 and encodes 96 amino acids. The record is from RefSeq and is a predicted model, not a curated record.